GAGCAUGCACAGCCAGGGGCGGACUGACAACUCAUGGGGCCCCCGGGCAAUAGGGGAUCAUGGGGCCCCUGUGUCCUUGCCCAAACUCAAAAAAGCCUAUGAAAAAGGUACCAGGGGCAUCUCAUGGGGCCCCCUACUGACCCCAGGCCCUCGGGCAGUGCCCGAGUUUACAAAUGUGGUCAGUCCGCCCCUGUGCAUAGCACUAGCUUAUCUCUGGGGAAAGCCAUAACAAUGAGCUGGAACAAUCAAACUUUCAAAAGAUUUGACUCCAGAUUUUCUACAGUAUUGCUCCCAUUUCUUCUAAUUUAUUUUAUUUAUUUAUUUCAG
Staurois parvus is the source of this 327-nucleotide messenger RNA. The record is from the annotation of a GenBank genome assembly. NCBI's taxonomy places the organism in Eukaryota, Metazoa, Chordata, Amphibia, Anura, Ranidae.